Amphimedon queenslandica is the source of this 479-nucleotide messenger RNA. Its product is annotated as E3 ubiquitin-protein ligase TRAF7-like. Lineage: Eukaryota; Metazoa; Porifera; Demospongiae; Haplosclerida; Niphatidae. The annotation marks the transcript as partial. The record is from RefSeq and is a predicted model, not a curated record. The transcript has 7 exons.
CAAGAAUGCACUGCGAAUUUUAUACCUACUUCCGGCAUGGGUGUGUAGUGUAGUCUUUCCAGUUCAAGCUCAUCGAAGAAAUGGAUGACGGAUUUAUGCUUUUUGCUGAUGAUAGGGCGGCAGAGCUGAAGGUCCACUGCCCUCUCUGUAAGAAGGUGUACAUCGAUCCAUUUAUAUCUACCUGUGGGCAUACUUUCUGUUUAAAAUGUAUCAAAGAUAACGCAGGGGAGUGUCCGCUUGAUGCUAUCAAAUUUUCACCAGUUGUCAAAAAUAUCGCUGUUUAUGAACAAGUUGGUGAACUAUUGGUCCAUUGUUGCUAUGGUGUUGUUCUUAAAGAUGGCCAUGCCCAUCCUGUGGUCGAUACAAAUGGUUGCCAGGCAGUCAUUAAAAUCAGCGAAAAACACGAACACGAAGAAAAUUGUGAGUUUAAGCCAAUCUCCUGCCCUAAUGAUGAAGAAUGUCCGAAAAUGUUUAGAAAG